Molecule: messenger RNA, 1969 nt
Organism: Aspergillus caelatus
Lineage: Eukaryota; Fungi; Ascomycota; Eurotiomycetes; Eurotiales; Aspergillaceae
Product: PAP2 domain protein
Exons: 5
Coding region: 243-1838 (531 amino acids)
Cellular component (GO): endoplasmic reticulum membrane
Molecular function (GO): sphingosine-1-phosphate phosphatase activity
Source: RefSeq, a predicted model, not a curated record
GCUGGAUAACGCGGGACAAUCUCCCCGACUAAUCCAAAUUGACCUGCUGCUGUCUUCCUCUUCCCCCUGAUCGAAACCGAGUGGACAAGGGACAAUUAAUGAAAAUUUUGCACAUCUCGUGCUUCCGAAUGGUUCUCUCACGAAACUGUCAUCGGCGUUGAGACAUUGAACUGAGCAGAUCGUGGGAUCUAUGGGGAGACCGCAACGAUAGCGUCACCCUGAUUUGAACGGCCGUCUGCAACAUGAACAAGGGACCAAAUGGCACACCAGAUGCUGGGCUGAGAAGCCUUAAUCAUUAUCGCAACCAGCUCCCAUCCUGGCGGUACUGGCCACGACAGAAACUUCUCCCCUUGGUGCGAUAUGAGACCCCAUAUCUCGCCUGGUUGCAGGAGAAGGUGCGAACUCCGGCCCUAGAUUCCUAUUUCGCAUUCACGGCCAAUCUCGGAACGCAUACGUUUUUCAUGGUUUUCUUGCCUAUACUGUUCUGGAAUGGGUAUACAAGCUUAGGGCGUGGGAUGGUGAAUCUUUUGGCAUCUGGAGUCUUCUUUAGCGGUUUCAUUAAAGACUUGCUUUGCCUCCCACGCCCGCUAUCGCCUCCGCUACAACGUAUUACAAUGUCUGGUUCCGCUGCGUUGGAGUAUGGGUUUCCCUCUACUCAUUCGACAAAUGCCGUCUCGGUUGCCGUAUACGCACUGGCUCUCCUAAACAUGCCUGAUUCGACCUUGAGUCCUGCCAUCAACGUGUUUCUACAAGGUAUCACUUACCUCUAUGUCAUCUCGAUUGUAUUCGGCCGACUGUACUGUGGUAUGCACGGGUUUUUUGAUGUGAUCAUUGGAUGCUUGCUGGGCAGCUUGCUUGCAGUCAUACAAUAUGCCUACGGGACCGCCUUCGACGAGUUUGUAGUCUCGGCUUCCGGGAAACAGAUCACGCUGGUGGUAUUGGUGAUCCUCGCUCUUGUUCGUCUUCACCCGGAGCCCGCCGAUGACUGUCCUUGUUUCGACGAUAGUGUUGCCUUCGCGGGGGUGAUACUUGGGUUGCAAGUGGCUUAUUGGCACGUAGCGAAAACGGACAUCACAUGGGAUGACCCCGUCCCCGCCACUGUUCCGUAUAGGUUUAACGAUUUAGGGGUGUUGAAGACGGCUAUGCGCCUCAUCUUAGGAGUCGCAUUGAUCGUUGUGUGGAGAGAGGUUAUGAAGCCCUCUCUUCUCCGUGUACUUCCCCCGGUCUUUCGUGGUCUGGAAAAGUUGGGUCUGUUACUCCCUCGACGAUUCUUUACCGCAGCGUCGCAAUACACCAAAGUUCCCACGCAACUCAAGGAUCAUGAAGUGUUCCCAACCUUUUCCGAAAUCCCGUCCAUUUUUUCGAACAUCCGUCACCCCCGACGACGAGCCAUUUCAGUCGGCCCACAGUCGGAAGCUGAUGCCUACGAAACCCUGGCCUACCGGGAAAAGCGCAGACGAGAGAGCCUGUCAAAUAGCAACCGAACGUCGCCUCUGGCAGAAGAGGAUACUCAGCAAGACAUCUCCGACGGACAAUAUCCUCACCUAUCGCGCAAGCGCUCCAAGCUCCAUGAAUAUGAAACCAUGAUGGGAACCGGUAACCCUCGAAUCGCAACUGGCGUUGAUGGUACAGAGGCGCCUCCAUUGACGGAGCCAUUCCCUGAUUUGGUUCCUGACCCCGAGCCGGACGAAGAAGAGGUGUUUGCACGGAUUAAAAAACCUCGUGUACGAUACGAUGUGGAGGUAGUUACGAAGCUGGUGGUAUAUUCCGGUAUUGCUUGGAUUGUGAUGGAGGGAGCUCCUUUUGUCUUCGACAAAGUUGGCCUUGCGCCGAUUUAAAGCCAUCUGAAAACUAAGCUGAGAGUGAGGUUUAGUUCAGCUGGCUGAACGUCACGAGUCAUUAUUAUUUCUGUACCAUAGCUGGCCUUCAAGUGUACAUAUAUGACUUUGAUGCGUUAUGUAUUUUUCCC